This is a messenger RNA of Microthlaspi erraticum, 1068 nucleotides long. The record is from the annotation of a GenBank genome assembly. Lineage: Eukaryota; Viridiplantae; Streptophyta; Magnoliopsida; Brassicales; Brassicaceae.
AUGAAAACACGUCGGAGGGAGUACGUCUCUGAGGAUGGUCUAACCGUUUCCAGGCGCAAAUCAACGAAUGCAAAAGGAGAAAACUCAGAGACGAUCUCAGCUGAUCUCAUGAUCGAAAUCUUCUUGAGAUUGCCGAGGAAGUCUGUAGCGAGAUGUCGAUGUGUAUCAAAGCUCUGGAACUCCACGCUUCACAGCCCAUAUUUCAUCGAGUUUUUGACUCGCCCUCGGCUCUUGUUCUCCUUCCGAAAAGACCGUGAGCUCUACUUCUUCUCGUCCCCCCAAGAUGCGAACUCGUCUCCUGUAGACGCAGAUUAUCAUCUCAAGCUCAAAUUGGAAGACUCCUUUAGAGUUUGUGGUCAUGUCCGAGGUUUGGUCUGCCUUGAUGACCUCCGGGUGAUAAAGGAAAGGAAAGAAACGGCUCCGGUGAUAUGUAACCCAAGAACGGGACAGUUGUUGCCUCUACCAAAAGUGAAGACGGAGAGGAGGGUUGGAAUGUGGAGUUUUCUUGGGUUUGAUCCGACUGAUGAAGAAUUCAAGGUAUUGACCAUAACCCGUGGGGUUGAGCAUCGAGUUCUGACGUUAGGGACUCGAAAACUUGAAUGGAGAAUGAUCGAAUGUGGCAUUCCACGUCAUUAUCCUCGCAGUGAUGGGAUAUGCAUCAAUGGUGGUGUGUAUUAUAGAGCUUCGGUCAAUAGAUAUGCUGUUGGGAUAGUUUGCUUUGAUGUGAGGUUAGGUGUGUUUAUUGAAGAAAGCAGACAUUUUGAGCUGUGGGUUCUAGUAGACGCAGAGAGGCAUGAAUGGUCGAAGCAUGUAUCCGUAUUGCCACAGCCUCUGUGGGAGAGGGUAGUUGCAGAGCAAAUGUUAUACAUUGUUGGAGUGGCUGGUGGUACUGAUGAAGUUGUCUGGUGGCCGCGAUAUGGAUGUGCUCCCUUCUAUGUUUACUACUACAACAUGGAGAGGAACACUUUCAGAAGAGUUGAGAUCAAAGGUAUGUACGUGGUUAGGGACUAUGCAGAUUGCAUGACACUAGACUAUGUAGAGGACCUGAAGCUGAUGGAACAUGUUUAG